AUGGGGAAGAGUUUCGCGCAUAAAAAACGAAAUAAAAGAAGACGGGAAAGGGAGAAGGAGGAAAAUGAACGACUGCAGAGACUGCGGGGGAUAGACGAGGAGGAGAGGCGAGGGAACGUUUUGUUGUGGGAUUUGAUCGUGAAUAACGACGAUAUUUGUUUUAAACAUAUCAUUCCGAGAUUAGAUUCGAACGAUGUGAAAUUCUUCUACGAAGUGAACAGUGAAACGAGCAAGUUGAUUAAGAGAUCAUCUCGCGAGAGAGAUUUGAAAAAGUGGUUUCAUAUUGAAGAGAUGUCGUCGAUAUCGACUUUGGAAGUAGCGUGGAAGCAUUAUUCGUGGGGCGAUUAUGAUCACGAUUUUGAUAUAGACUGGGACGAACCACGUUUCUGCUCUUUAGUUGCUAAAACGAAUAAACUCGAAUUGCUCAAGUGGGUGCGAGAGGAGAAAAAGUGUGAUUGGGAUGUAGGGACGAUUAAUAGGGCCGCAGAACAAGGCAAUCUGGAAAUGGUAAAGUAUUGCGUGGUAAAGAAGUGUCCUAUCGGUACGUAUGCGUGUGCACGUGCUGCCGAAAACGGUCAUCUCAAGGUACUCAAAUACUUACACGAAAACGUCAAAGCGCCUUGGGAUUCUUAUACUGCCGCUUGGGCGGCUCGAAAUGGUCAUUUUCAUAUACUCGAAUAUCUUGUCAAGCGUAAAUUUGAUAAUUAUAACGAAGGUGCGUGUGCGUGUGCGGCCUCAGGAGGUCAUCUCGAGGUACUCAAAUACUUACACGAAGAAGUCAAAGCGCCUUGGGGACCGCAAACUGCCAAUUGGGCGGCUCAUAAUGGUCAUCUUCACAUACUCGAAUAUCUUGUUGAGCGUAAAUUUGAUCAAUUUGACGUAUUGGCGUGUAGGAAUGCAGCCAUGUACGGCCACUUAGACUGUUUGAAGUACUUGCGCGAAACUACCAAAGUGCCUUGGAACAGUGGCGCAUUUGCUUUCGAAACCUGCGAGAACGACCACCCCGAGUGUGUACGAUACCUCCUCGACAACAACUGUCCUCUCCCACCCGGUUGGCUAUACGAAGAUGGAACGUUACGCACGUCGUAUAAUCGUAUCGUAAACGCGUGCUCGGAUACACAAAAUUUACGCGCGCACACGCACAGCUUGUAA
Molecule: messenger RNA, 1152 nt
Organism: Bathycoccus prasinos
Lineage: Eukaryota; Viridiplantae; Chlorophyta; Mamiellophyceae; Mamiellales; Bathycoccaceae
Exons: 1
Coding region: 1-1152 (383 amino acids)
Molecular function (GO): protein binding
Source: RefSeq, a predicted model, not a curated record